This is a messenger RNA of Tigriopus californicus, 1723 nucleotides long. Its product is annotated as chymotrypsin-like elastase family member 1. The record is from RefSeq and is a predicted model, not a curated record. The coding region runs from base 163 to 1470 and encodes 435 amino acids. The transcript is spliced from 5 exons. Lineage: Eukaryota; Metazoa; Arthropoda; Copepoda; Harpacticoida; Harpacticidae. Gene Ontology annotation, molecular function: serine-type endopeptidase activity. Gene Ontology annotation, biological process: proteolysis.
AAAGGCCUAUUGAAAGGAGUUACUUUAAUGGGGUCCUUAUCUGUCGGAUGACUCUUCAAUUUUUCAAAAAAAAGACCUGCCUCCAAACGACUCCAUUGUCUUUGACACUAUAAAAAGACUACUAAUCCCGAAUUUCUCACCAACCAGAUUCAACGGUUCGUCAUGAAACUUCUCUGCCUUUGCCUAUUCGCCAACUUAGUUCUCAAAGCUGAUGGCUUUGAUUUUGACGUUCACCCACUGAAUAAAACCAUUGAGUUGCCUAAACAGAUUGAGAUUAUUGGGAACACCCAAACGGCCUUUGAUGAGAAUGGAACACACCCUCUUGUUCCAUUCGACUUGAAAUCGUUGGCCUGUGGCGACCCUGUUCAUCUUUUGCGACUCGGAGAGUCCAUUGCGUUUUCAACCGGCCUAAGAACGCCUGGAAAUACUCAAAAUUGCAGAUUCGAGUUUGACGUUGGGCCAGCUUUAGGCUCACAAAUGGUCAUAACGUGCUCCCAACUCCAAGUUCCUUGCUCUUUCAACGACCAAUUGUGGAUUUCGGAGCUAAGCGUCACUUCCGUAGGCUGCUUCCCGACGACUGAAGCUCUAACGGAUGUGUUCUUUACUUACAAAAAGUUGAGUGCAUCCAGUCGAAUGUCCUUGAUUUAUCGAGCCGAUCAAAACUCUCCUGUCACCACUGGGAUGGUGUGCAACAUCCAAAAUCAAGGCCCACGUGGAACAGGAUCCAGUACAACGAAAAGGCCACCUCCUGUCCAAACCUGUGGUGGGCCUCCGUCUGCUUCGUCGAGGAUUAUUGAUGGAACCCUUGUAGCGGACAAUGAGUUUGGCUUUAUGGCAAAGCUCACAAUAGACGAUUUAUACCUAUGUGGAGCUAGUGUCUUGAACUCUCGAUGGUUAUUAACAGCAGCUCAUUGUGUGAAACCGUCCUCCAGUGUAGUAGCCUCAUUUGACUGCAUUGGAUCGGUCAAUUGCCGACAAAGCCGAACCCAAGAUCAGAUUUACAUCCAUCCCAAUUGGGAUGAUUCCAACGUUGCCAAGGGCUUUGAUGUGGCCUUAAUUCAAUUAAGCCAGGAUAUACAGUUCUCCAAUGCCGUCUGGCCUGUUUGUCUCCCAGCAAAUCCACCCAAUUUUGGAGAAAACAUGAAGGUCAUUGGAUUCGGGAAUAUCGCCACCAAUGGCCCUACGAGUCAAGAUCUUCUUAUGGGUUUUGUGAAAGUUGAGCCCAUGUCAACUUGUCGAAGGUUCUUUGGAAAUGGCCUUGGUUCGACGGUCUUUUGUGCGAGCCAAAAUCCUUCCUCUACAUGCCGCGGUGACUCGGGUUCCUUUGGGGGCGUGAGGCGAAAUGGGCGUUUCGAAAUUGACGGGAUCACGUCCUUUGGCGGGGCCAUUUGCGAAGACGAUCCUAUGGGGUUCAUGUUGGUUGUCUCCGAGAAAGAAUGGAUCAACUCUUACAUUAACAUUCUAGUUUGAAAAAUGAUUCAGGAAACUUUGCGAAAGCCUAAACUUAUUUUCUUUGUUUGAUUAGGGAUCUUGGGCAAAGUUCUUUGACAAGAAGAGUAAUUUGAAAACGCUCCAAAUUUGUUGUGGAUUGUGGGCGAUUGAAAACCAUUUUUGACCUUCAUUUUUACAUGGUGUGUAAACGAGGUUUUCAGCUUUCCUUGUAAUAUUUGUUUUAUUUCUACGUAAUAGAUGUAUAGGUUUGCAAAUACACAGAUAAUAUUCA